AUGCAACAUAUGGAAUUUUUGAAGCUGUCAAUUUUGAUUGCACAAUUGAUUUGUGGAGUUUGUGGAAAGGUUGUAAUUAUUCCUGAUACAAAACUUGAAGACUGCACAAACUCCACUGAAGCAGCGAACAUUUUUGAUUUUUCUCAAAUCGACUUAAUACCAGAAACUGAUGAGCAUGUUUAUAUAAAUGGAACAUGGAAAUUUUUAAAAGAACUUAAAAAACCAUGGAAAGCUCAUUUGCAGCUAGAAAGGUAUAAUCGAGGAGAGUGGCUUGUUCAAGCUUUAGACAAAGAUUAUGAUGAUUUCUGUGAACCGCUUCAUAGAAUUACUGAGCCAUGGUAUUACGCAUUUGAAGGCAAAGAAUCAUGUCCAGUACCUGCUGGAACUGAAUGGUUUUUCGACCAUGUUUUAAUUAAAUUCCCUGAGGCACUUUUAGAUGCAGUUCCAUCUCACUAUAUGGGACGCUGGCGUUUCGUAAUGAUUGCAAUUUUUGAUGAAGACGAUGGAAGCUCAAAAAAAGAUUGUAAAAGAGUUUAUGCAGAUGUCUAUGAAGUUUAA
Chironomus riparius is the source of this 558-nucleotide messenger RNA. NCBI's taxonomy places the organism in Eukaryota, Metazoa, Arthropoda, Insecta, Diptera, Chironomidae. The record is from the annotation of a GenBank genome assembly.